Messenger RNA from Rhinopithecus roxellana (golden snub-nosed monkey), 988 nucleotides. Its product is annotated as small integral membrane protein 30-like. The record is from RefSeq and is a predicted model, not a curated record. The transcript has a single exon. NCBI's taxonomy places the organism in Eukaryota, Metazoa, Chordata, Mammalia, Primates, Cercopithecidae. Bases 420 to 599 code for a protein of 59 amino acids.
ACCCCGGGAGGCAGAGGUUGCAGUGAGCCAAGAUCGUGCCACUGCACUCCAGCCUGGGCAACAAGAACGGAACUCUAUCUCAAAAAAGAAAGAAAGAAACUUCAGCUCGCACUUCAAGUUCAGUUGUACUCUGUUAUUGUCAAGUAAAGUCUAUUGAAGCCCAGUCAUCUCCUGUAUGUUUUGUGACUUCUCAUAAUUAUCUGAUCAAGAGUCUUGAAGAAACAUUUACAAUCUGAUGGGCAAUAAAAUAAUUUGAAACCAAGAGCAUCAUUCCUGUAAUGGCUGCUUCCUGGAAGGUCGUGUCACGUGGAACCUCUUAAUCUCAGCAUCCAGAGCUCCACGAAGGGAAAAUUUCAAGUCAGAUAGAAUUCUAUAUAUACCAUUUCUUUGGAACCUUCAGCCCUCAAGAUUCCAACAUCAUGACCUCAGUUUCAACACAGUUGUCCUUAGUCCUCAUGUCACUGCUUUUGGUGCUGCCUGUUGUGGAAGCAGUAGAAGCCGGUGAUGCAAUUGCCCUUUUGUUAGGUGUGGUUCUUAGCAUUAUAGGCAUUUGUGCCUGCUUGGGGGUAUAUGCACGAAAAAGAAAUGGACGAAUGUGAUUUUGAAAGGCCUACUGAGUCAAACCUUACCUUGAAAACCUUUGUGCUAUAGAGGCUAAACCUGAGCUCUGGUGUGUGAAAGGUUCCAAGAAUCAGUAAAUAAGGGAGUUUCACAUUUUUCAUUGUUUCCAUGAAAUGGGAACAAACAUACAUUUUUAAAUUGAAAAAAAAUGUUUUCUUUAUAACAAAUAAUGCAAAGAAAAAUGCAGCCUAUAAUUUGCUAGUUAGAAAGGAGGUCAAAGAAGUAAAAUGGCUGAAAUUUACAUAAGUAAUAUUUCAUAAUCUUAGAAUUCUCUCAAAGCAUGUGAAAUAGGAAGAAGUUCUUGCCCAGAAUCUUAGGAAAUCACCACUGUUCGGUUAUAAUCACUGCCUCCUGAAUCGUUGAGGAA